GGGGCUUAUCAGUUGCGUGCGACUUGGAUACGGGGGCAGAGGCGCAGAGAUACUGGCGGAUCGGAUUGGAUCGACUGGGAGCCGUCUGGGGCUGGCAUUCUAUUCCGGCAGCGGUCCGCAGCAGUUGAUCGUUGGAGAGUCCAGGCCAGACCCAGGAUCCCGGUUUCGCCAACCAACUUCAAUUGGAGUCCCGCGCGCACUAAGCACAACCAUUCACCAUGGCUGCAGUCGAGGCGCGCACCGUGCUGUGGUACAUGACAUUCAUGGGCUUUAUUGUCAACUACAUGAUCCGGAUCAAUCUGAACAUCACCAUUGUGGACAUGGUGGCCAAGAAGGUGGUUCCCUCCCUUUUGGCAAACGCUACGCUGGAAGGAAACUCCUCUGCCCUUCCGGUGGAGGAAUUGCAUAAGGGAUUCUCGCUGGAGCGUUGGUUUUUGAACUGGGCGAAUAUUCCGUAUGAGAGGGAGGGCUUCCACUGGGAUGAAAAACAGCAGGCUGCCCUCCUGGGAUCCUUCUUUUGGGCCCACUGGACGCUGCAGAUUCCUGGCGGCAUUCUGGCCACCAAAUACGGCACCAAGUUGGUCUUUGGUUGGGCCAAUGGCAUCGGUGUCUUCUGCUGCUUCGUUAUUCCUUUGAUUUCCUAUUGGAGCUACACCGGCUUGAUAGCCAUUCGAGUGUUCCAGGGCUGGAUAACGGGCCUGGCCUGGCCAUCGAUGCACGUGCUCACUGCGAAAUGGAUACCCCCCAACGAGCGCAGCAAGUUCGUGAGCGCCUAUUUGGGCAGUUCCGUGGGUGUGGCCCUGUUUUAUCCCAUUUUUGGCUUCAUAAUCGACUGGACUAGCUGGGAAUGGGUGUACUACAUCUGUGGCAUUGUGGGUACCCUUUGGUUUAUCGCCUGGCAGUUCCUCGUCUUUGACAGUCCCGCCCAACAUCCGCGCAUUGCCGACUCAGAGAGAAGGUACAUAGAGAAAUCCCUGGGCGCCUCCGUUCAGACUACAAAGCCAGGACCCACACCCUGGCGAGCUAUAGCCACAUCUCGUCCCGUCUGGCUGAAUGUGGUGGCUCAGUGGGGCGGCAUCUGGGGCCUGUUCACCCUGAUGACCCAUGCGCCGACCUACUUCCGCCUGAUCCAUCACUGGAAUAUGAGAGCCACGGGCUUCUUGUCCGGCUUGCCGCAUCUCAUGAGGAUGCUGUUUGCCUAUGUCUUCUCCAUGUUUGCCGAUUAUCUGCUAAGAACUGAUCGUCUGAGUCGUACCAAUGUGCGCAAGCUGGCCACUUUUGUUUGUUGCGGCGUCAAGGGUAUUAUAGUCCUGGCAUUGGCUUACUUUGGUUACAAUGCCACAGCUGCCAUUCUGUUGGUCACCUUGGCCACCAUGUUCCAUGGUGCUGUGUCCUCGGGGCCCUUGGCUUCCAUGGUGGAUUUGUCACCCAACUAUGCGGGCAUUGUCUUGGGAGUGAGUGGAAUGAUUGGAGGAAUGCCGGGCUUUAUUUCGCCCCUAAUAGUGGGUUAUCUAACCCAGGGAAAUCAAACGAUUGAAGCCUGGAAGCAGGUCUUCCUGCUAAGUUCUGCCAUGUUGACGGGCAGCGGCAUCCUCUACGUACUCUUCUCAGAAUCCACGCUGCAGCCUUGGAACAGUGGCUGCCAUCCGCUGCCCGAUCCUGGUCUCAAGGAACUGCAAACUCUGGCUCUGCAAAAGGAAGAUGAGGAGGAGAAGAAGCCUCUGAAGGCUGACCACGAUCAGGAAACGGAUCACAACGUGGUCGAAACAGAGACCAAAACAAAAUCUGAGGGCAAUGAUGAAAAGUAACAAGACUGGGGGCUGCGUCACUCUCCUUUAUUGGCAUAAUUCCGUGUUAGUUAUGGCACCUUCGGCGUACGUCCUCUGAUAACGCCUAUCGCGCCGUUCUCUGUAAAUAAUUACCCUACGGAUUGGGCGGGUUUAGCAUCUCCAACCUCUAGACUUAAGUGAGUUGUUUACGUUAACAUGGGAUUCAUUUCCCCGAGAUUGUAUGUGUGUGCUUUUAGUCAAAUAAAAGAAAACCUAAAAAUGA
Messenger RNA from Drosophila kikkawai, 2052 nucleotides. RefSeq names its product Na[+]-dependent inorganic phosphate cotransporter (gene NaPi-T). The record is from RefSeq and is a predicted model, not a curated record. Gene Ontology annotation, cellular component: membrane. Gene Ontology annotation, molecular function: transmembrane transporter activity. Gene Ontology annotation, biological process: monoatomic anion transport; transmembrane transport. Lineage: Eukaryota; Metazoa; Arthropoda; Insecta; Diptera; Drosophilidae.